UUUUACAAAACCGAUAUAUGUACACGUAUAUUGGUCAUGGUUUAUACGUAGUACUGUUUCACUGCAUGUUUAAUAUACCAUGAAAUAAUACAAUACUGCUGAAAUGUUAUCUUCUGAACUUUCAAAUGCCUCCAUUUGCAUUCCAUUCCGUCGAAACAAUGUGCAUAAUAGGUGCUAUUUUGUGAUUAACGUUAAAAACACAGAUAACAUUUUAAAUUAUCAAAGGUCAUAAAUUUGCUAAAGUUUUGUAACAAGUGAAUUUUAUCAAAAAAUAUUAACAAAUACUAUUUGAAUUAAAACUUUGUUUAGGAAUUGAAUGACAGUGUAUUACGUUUCACAUUCUGCUAUAACAGUUAUCGAAACUUCUUAAUAAUAAGACAAGUAUCCUUUCAAUGAUUUAAGUAUCGCAUAAUUAAUAAUGUUAAUCAGCGAUGCAUAGACCGGGAGCUUCGAAAGAUUAGAAUGUUCCAUGACAGUGUUUCUCAAACAACGAACUGCUACGAACCUUUUCAGACAUGAAAGUUUUGUUAUGAAAACGUUGAAUACUCAUGGACCCCAUGGACAGUUUGAGAAACGCUGUUCUAUGAGAUCGCAAUGUACUUUAAGGAAGGUGGCGUUUCACGCGACACAGGUAUAUCGAUUGUGUGUGUGGGGUGGCCGGCAUGAGUGAAGGCCGACGAAUGGGACACAAUUUUCGUAACGGCUCUUUGCGAAACUGAAAACUGUCCGGUUUGACUGAACGAUGAGAAUGAACGUGAGAUGAUGCCAGGCACGUCUCGCCAACUGGGAACUUCGAACGGUGUGAACAAAUAGAAUUGUUUACAUGGUAAAGAGAUUUAAGCAAAAUACAAUUUUGCCUCUGCAAUUAGGCCCCGAGUGGGACACAUUGAUGGAGGUUCAUCAUGAACCGAUUGAGAAAAAUUUUAAGUUGCUGGAAGAAAUUGGCAAAGGACAAUUUGCAAUAGUACGAAAAUGUAUGGACAUAAAGACUGGAGAGUUAUACGCUGCCAAAAUUAUGAGAAAAAGACGAGUUGCCAGAGGUGUUGCAGCUGCAGACAUUGCUCGAGAAGCUGGUUUAUUAGCACGUCUAAGGCAUCCAAAUAUUGUUUCGCUGCACAAAGUUGUAGACACAGGCACAACUGUUGUUUUACUUUUAGAAUUAAUUUCUGGAGGAGAACUAUUUCACUGGGUACCAUCUGGUGAAUUAGAGGCUGCUCAUGUGGUCCGUCAAGUUUUAAUGGCACUUAGUCAUUUACAUUCUCAUCAAGUUGCUCAUUUAGAUAUCAAACCUGAAAAUAUCCUUUUAUCAACUCCACCGCCAAUGCCAAACAUAAAGUUAAUAGAUCUAGGUCUUUCACACCGAUUAGUACCAGGGUCAGAACACAGAGCAUUGUUUGGUACACCUGAAUUUGUUGCUCCUGAAAUUGUGAAUUACGAACCACUCAGUUUGGGAACUGAUCUUUGGGCAGUUGGUGUAUUGACGUAUAUACUUUUAAGUGGUGCAUCACCAUUCCUAGGUGAAGAUAAACAAGAAACUUAUGCGAACGUAGCUGCUUGUCAAUAUCAAUUUGACAACGAGUAUUUCAGUACUGUAUCAGAAAUUGCCAAAGAUUUCAUAAGAUCCUUGUUGAUCAAGGAUCCAAAAGAAAGAGGAACUGCAGAAUCGUGCCUUAAACAUCCUUGGAUCCUCACGGAAUCGGAAGCUUCUCAAGGUCUUGGUGGAGCCAUGAUUAGCGCUGUCAAACGUGGCUGUGUGGAGGCUGUGUCUCAGUUAUUGCUACAAGGAGCACCAUUGAACGUGAAAGAUUCUAAAGAAGAUACACUUUUACACAUAGCGUGCGAGGCUGGAGAUGAGGGAAUGGUAACUUUUUUGAUAGAGAAUGGAAUAGAUCUGGAUACACCUAAUAAGAAUGGCUUAACACCACUUCACGUGGCUGCUAGGCAUGGUUUCAUUAACCUUGUUAGACAUUUGUGCCUUGCUGGAUGUGAUGUUGACAAAGCAAAUCGUGGAAUUAGAGCGGAUGUGACAGCAAUUAAGUACGGAUAUCCGGAUAUUGCGUCGUUAUUGGAUAAGCUCCGAAACCCCAUUCAACGUGAAAAUUACAUUAAACAGUUGCAACCAACACAUAGACCAAUAGAUCGUCUACAUAUUAGACUGUUAGGACAUUGCGCGUCAGGAAAAUCGUCUUUAAUAAAUUCUUUAAAAUCUGGUAUUUUUAGUUUUGGCUUUUUUAGAAGGUCAAGAAGUCAGAAUUAUACUGCAAAGAGGGAACCAAGUAUCGAAUUAGAUGUAACUAGCAAGCAUGGUUCGCUUAGUUUUGAAUAUAGCGAUAAUGAAUAUGAAGGUACGCAAGGAGUAGAAUGGAGUCGCGGUAACGUAGGUGGAGAAUGUGUAUUUUGGGAAUUAUGUGGACGCGAGGAGUUUCUAGCAUCAUAUCAUUAUGUUCUUACUUUUCAACAACCUGCAGUUCACCUUAUAACAGUCAGUCUCAGAGAACCACUUACUGUACAACUUCAGCAAGUGAAAUUUUGGCUGCGAUUUAUUUCAGAUCGUAUUGCAUCAAUCAAUUUUGGUUUUGGUGGCAAAUACAGUGAUGUAAAAGUAAUCUUAGUUGGGACAUAUGCACCAGAACCUCUUGCCUCAAAUUCCAAUUCUGGUAGCCUUCUUGCACCACUUUUACCUUUCUUAAAAGAGUUCACAUCAAUUUUGGGAGAUGAACCUCAAAUGGUCGCAGUGGAUGCAACUAAUUCUUCUAGUCCCGGUCUGAAACUUCUAAGAUCAUAUUUGAAUAAUGCAAGGAUGGACUUUCUAGAGGAAGGACCGGAAGUUGCAGAAAGUAUUCUCCGACGCGACACGCCGCGGGCUGCGGCCACGUACGUGCCCUUGGCGAAUCUUGAUAAACAGAGUGCACUAGUUUGGACUGGUCUUGCCGAAUCUUGGAGAACAUAUGUGCAAACUUUAGAGGUACCUCCAGUAAUGCUCACGCAGGAGGAAUUUUUGAAGGAAGUGAGAAAAAUUAAUCCAUUAGUCUGUUUAGAACAUUGUAGACAUCUUGGAUUGCAAUUACAGAAUUUAGGAGAAUGCAUGUUACUUCCUGGGAAUUUAGUAGUUCUAAGUCUAGAAUGGUUUUGGCAAGAUGUUGUAAAUUGGCAGUUAAGCUCAGAACAAAGAGGACGCCUUGGUGGACGUACUACGGGAGUUUAUGCUUUAGAAGAUUUUCAGGCUCGUUGUCCUUGCCCCGCAGGUCAAGCUUUACAAGCUUUGCAAGCCGUAAAUUUAUGUGUUCCAUGUGAAGUCGAUGACGACGAAGUGGAAUAUGAAAUACCCUGCUUGAACUUUGUCGAGCGUUUACCGGGAUUAUGGGAACCAUGGAAGCCGUGUUCCAAUGUCUUACCUCAUACAGGUCUUCGUCUUGCCCCAGCUGAAGCUCCUUUAUAUCAUUUGAUCGCAAUAUUUCCACAUUUGCAAGCACAGUUGAGAAAAAUUACGCAAACGUGGGAUCCAUCGAAUUCAGAUUUAUACCAAUGGUGGCGAGGAUCAAAAUUAUGCAUCGGACCUUGCGAAAGUAUAAUAACUUUUGAAGAAGAAGACCAGGGUUGUAUAGAGAUACGAGUACGAGGACCACGAGGUACAAGUGCUCAGUGUUUUGCACUUUUGAGCAUUAUUUUCGACGCUAUUGAGACAACUAUCGAAUUAGUUGCUCCUGGGAUGCUGCUGGAAAGGCACUGGCUAAGUCCUAGUCAGCUUCGUGAAUAUGAUGAAGUUGUACAUUCUUGGGAGCCCGCGCCGAUUAUAUCGGCGCUGGUAGACAAAAGUCUUGACGAAGCAAGUCUUAAAAAUCCUUUGAAUGGUCAAGAAGAAACUGUAUGGGAUAUAGUAGGUUGCGGAUUACCUUUAAUGGAAAAUUGUCUUCCUGGACCAAAACAACCCAUAAAGCACAUCAAACCUGCCAUACAAAGAAGACUAGCGCAGAUGCUCGACCCUCCUGAUCGGCAUGGAAGAGAUUGGUGUUUACUUGCCGUAAGACUUGGUUUGGGAGAUCGAGUCGCACAGCUAGAUAGUACAGUAGACAGUCCAACGUUGAGAUUAUUGAAUACUGCAGGCGCUGAUUGUGCUGUCGGUUCUCUAAUACAACAGUUGCGAGCUCUGGAUAGAGAGGAUGCUGUACACCUGUUGCUCUCUUAUACACCAACGUAUAUUCUAUCAACGACAAUUGAUUCCGAAACGGGAUCUAAUCUUUCUAGAUGACAAUGCUGCGUUUAUCAAUGGUGCAUUAAUACUUUCUGAAAGAUUGAUUUCCAAAGAGACUUUGUUUCCAUGCCGUGGGUUUGACAGACUUAUUACAACACCGCUUCCGCCCAACGUAAAUUUUGCAUUGCUCUUUAAUCUAAGUACGUACAUUAUAAUACAUCGUCUGUAUACUUCUGUAGAGGUAUAUCAAAAUGCACAUGCACCAAUGUGUACUUUUAUAUCAACUUAUUACCAAGCACUUUAAGCGGCACAAAAUUCAUUUUUAUAUGUACAUAUACAUAUACAAUCAUAAGUUAAAAAGUUGCAUAACUUGCGUCAGUUUGUGUAUUUUCUCUUACGAGCUCUUAUAACAUAAAUAUAUCAUAAUUUAAGCAUCCUUGUUAGCAUAACGAAAUAUUUAUAAUUAUUUGUUUUCGUUAGGUUUGAGAAUAUUUACUUAAGAGGAUCUAUAUAAACAAAGUUUUAAUUUCUAAUAUUUAGAAUUUUUUUGCAUUAUGAAAUAUUCGUAAGCGUUUGUAUUGUGAUAUUAUAUUGUAUGAUUACCUAGAUCCCUGAUCAUUUUUUUAAUGAAUUUGUAUUAGAGGAAUAAUUCUAAAUAAUGUGUAUGCACAUGCGUGGCCCACAAAAUAAUGCAUUUACACACUAUAUAACACGAUACUAUCGUAUUUGAUACUAAUAUUGUUUUGAAGGCUUUUCUUGAUAUGCAUAUAUAUUGUAUCUUGCCAAAACUCAGUGUCAAUACGCGCUGCUUUUUGACUUCUAUGAUAUUUAGAAACUACGCGAAAAGAGAGCGGAAACCAUUCGCACAAUUCUUUGCUUUUUUGGUACAACUAUUUAUGAAGCUCCAUUUCUAAAUGGAUAUUUUUUACGAAAUCGACAUUCCUGAAGUACGUAUUACGUGCCAUAAAUAAUAUUUGCUCAUCAUAACUAUUAAAAGGUAUUAAAUUUUUUUUUAAGUUCUCUAAAUUGGUUCUGUAAUUAUCUGUACAGCAUUUGUCAACAAAUUGAGCUUAGAAUAUGAAGAAGGAUCACUUCUUCCAAGUAUUGCAUUAUAGAUGAUACAUUUGAUUUAAGAUUGUUCAUGUUUUGUAGGCACAAGGGUAUUAAACGAGAUAUACUAUUUAUGUGCAAUGCGCAUGGGUAUAUAUAUCAUAAGAACGAGUAAAAUUUGUUGUUCACGGAAGACCUAUUCUUUGAACAUAUCUAGUGUGCAUUAAUUUGGUUCGGUGAAUAUCACUCUAGUAUUCCGCGUUAAGUAAAUUUACAUUCUUACUUUACAUAACACCAUGUUUUACAUACGUUUUGAAAAUGUAAUAAUAUUUGUCUAUAUUAAAGAUGAAGACGCCAAGAGUCUUUGGUUAGGAUAUAUCUUUAGAAUAAUUAGUUAUAAUUCUGUUCUGAAAAGUGUAUCUAAAGUAGUUCUGUUACUUAUGUGUUCCACGUAUUUCUUAUAAAAUGAAGGUUCAAUAUAAUGCCGUAUAAUUAUACAAACUGGAAUUAUAAAAUUCAUAAGUACUGAAUUAUCCUCUGAUAUUUGUACUCUGAAGCUUGUGUUUUCACGCGCUGUGUUCAUCUUACAUUUACACGUUGAUGUCUAAAAUACAAAUGUUUCUAAUACUAUAUAUUUUGGUGAGACAUUGUUUUCGUAUUGUAUACGUUCAAUUGCGAAACUAGAAGUUUAAAUUGCCCGGUAUUAUUAGUCGAUUAUACGACGUAUUGGAAUCCCAUUUCGAAGAUUAGCUUUACGACAAACAUUACUUACUUUAUCGAUAUGUACGAUUUGUCCUCUAUGCGCUUUAGCAUUCGUUUUGCAACUUUUGCUUGGUACUAGAUGUUAGUUGAACAGUCAUUGUUAAGGUGAAAUUUAACGAGAGGAAAAUAUGCGCAACAAGGACAUUUUGCAGAAUAAGAAAUUGUAAAACUACGUGUAACUGUUAUUUAUUAUGCCGUGUACAAAUAGGCGUAUAGACUUUCUGAUUCUGUUAUGAUCAAUGGUAUUUACAUUUUUCUAUUUUUUAUAACGAUAAGAAUGUCGAUGUCAACAUGGAUCGCUUUUUUCGAAACUGAGCUUGUAUAUUCGCUUGAAAGUCUUUAAUCCUAUGCAAAUUAUGAAAAUGUAUGGUUCGGCAAAAUGUAUUAUUAGAAAAUUGUAUUCUUGAAAUUGCAAUCAAAAUUGACUAACUAUAGCGUUGGUAUUCCACGAAUGUUCCUGAACUUCAAGAACGUUCUACGAAUUAAUGUAAUAUCGAAUUGUCCUGUAAAUUUCUACAAUGUAUUGUAGAUUACAUGAAAACACAUGUUUUCAUAUUAAACAGUGUAAAUUGUAAAAAAAUUACAUAGAAUUUUGUUACUUUUGUUUGUUAUGUAAACUUUCAUAAAAAUAUUCAAUUUGUUUAUAACCACACCGUAUGAAAAAUACAGUAACAUUCUUUCAUUGUGUCAAUAAAACCGUGGUGCUCCGUAAGAAAACUCUAAUUCAUUGCAUAAUUACUCAUGUAUAUUUAUCGUAUUAUUGUAUUAUUUAUCAAUAUAUUACGUUUAAUUAUUA
Hylaeus volcanicus is the source of this 6800-nucleotide messenger RNA. Its product is annotated as death-associated protein kinase 1-like. The record is from RefSeq and is a predicted model, not a curated record. Lineage: Eukaryota; Metazoa; Arthropoda; Insecta; Hymenoptera; Colletidae. Gene Ontology annotation, biological process: positive regulation of apoptotic process; intracellular signal transduction; protein phosphorylation. Gene Ontology annotation, cellular component: nucleus. Gene Ontology annotation, molecular function: protein serine/threonine kinase activity; ATP binding; protein binding. Bases 824 to 4249 code for a protein of 1141 amino acids. The transcript is spliced from 20 exons.